UCCAGGUGUCUCAUUUCCUCUGAACUCCGUUGGUAUUCUACCUCUGGACUAUCUUCACAAUACUGAAGUGUAUAAAACAGAGAACAUUUUCACCAAUGCGAAACAAAUAUUGGCACAAUAUCAAAUCAAGGAAAAGAUGAAGAAGGAAACGUCAUUAAUAUUCAGACAGUUUCCUGAGCUCACGGGUAAAAAAUGUUACAAAAAAACACAGAUUAGAUAUCUUUCAUUGUAUACUUAUCCAUGAUUUCUACUUAUCCUACUUAGUCUGUGACUAGACAACUUAAGCAAUUGACAUUUUUUCAACACGGAACGUUACGUGUACAGCGCAAUUCAGCGUGUUUUAGGAGUUCUUAGGCCCGUUUCAAAAGUCGCAUUUUGUAUGUGUCGAAUACAACUCGGCUUGGGCGUUGCCUGGAAUGACGUAAAGCUUGAGACAUUACGACAUACAAGAAUCUCGUUUAUAAGAAUAUUAGGGCUGAAAUAGGCAAAAAUUUAACGUAUUUGCUAAGAUAUAUCCCAAGAUCGUUCAAAGAACGUCUUUCAGAGGAAAGUAUGAAAUAAUAUAUAUGCUACGCUGUGAUGAAUCUGUUACAAACAACUGCAAAAGUACCUUUAUAUUUACUAUACUCCUAUACUAUAAUGUCGUCAUCAGUGUCUCAUUCGUUUUCGUUGCUUUAUAGGUUCCAAGCAAAUGGCGUUCAUUCGUGAUAUUACAAUUUCCAUGAAAUCUGGUGAUUAUGACAAAGCUGUCAAGUUAAGUCAUCAUUUGAUCAAGCUUUCUCUGAAAGGACUGAAUUAUUAUCAGAAAUAUGACCGUCUUCUUCUUAGCUGUAUGGUCACGCUAGGAUUUCUGGGGUGGAUUAGCUGUGUCAUCUUACGAAUUUUCCGGGAAACAUCAAAAAAUUCUAAGAAAAAUGACAAGUGGAAUUCACUCAUCAACAAGAUCUUCUUUGGUGUUGGUUGUACUGCUGUGGUGUUAUUACAGAUUGAGAAAGCACCCAUAACACACUAUUUAUACUGUUUAUUACCGCUCGUGUGUUGGAAUUACGUCGUACAACAAUGGACAACAAUCAAGAUACUUUGUGUAACAUCACUUAACAAUGUUCUAAAACUCGUCCUCAGUCUUCUCCUAGUGACUCUCGGUUUAGAAGUGCUAGUACUCAGUUUCUUUUAUCGAUAUAUCCUGUCUGUUGGAUUAAUCCUUCUAGCCACAUGGCCUCUAGCCACUCCGCUGGUCAAAACACAUGCAGUCACAGUUGGUUUAUGGAUCAUACACUGUUUAACACUUGCGUGGUUUCCAUUACUUCCAGUGGUCGGGCGUGACUCUAAUUAUCAGUUAGUAACUCUAGCUGGAAUAGUAUCACUCAUAGAAGCAGUUGUAGUUCUAUAUUUAUACAAGAAGAACAAAGGAUGUUUCAAUACAAUGACAAAAGUCGUGCUUGUUAUACAAUUUCUGACUCUGGUGUCAGCUGUCGCGAUAUUAAACCACAGUGCUUAUAAUUUAUCUUUAAAACGUGGCAUACCAAGAGUCAACCAUAUAUUCAGUUGGUUAACAGUGAUAUGUUGUGUGUUCCUACCGACUUUGGUCACAGAUGCGCUUGUUCUACGGCUACUGAGUACAACCAUGUCAUUAUUUCCAGUGUAUUUGCUACUGAGCACUUCUUAUGAAGCACUUUUCUUUCUUGUCUUAUCCUCAACUAUGGCAUUAUGGUUGACUUUGGAACAUCAGUUAUCCAGUUGUUUCCAAGAUUAUCCUAAUACAUCAUUGGCACAAAUACCUGUCCACGACCCGCGGGACGGUCACGCGAGAAAGGUAUCAUUUGACGAUUUACGCUGUGCUUUCUUCUUCGUAUAUUUUAUCAUUACUGCAUUUUUUGGCACUGGAAAUAUCGCGAGUAUUAAUACAUUUGAUCCCACGACUGUCUAUUGCUUCAUAACUGUCUUCUCGCCAUUUGUCAUGGGCUCUCUGUUGAUACUCAAAAUUUUGAUUCCGUUUGUUGUGGUCACGUGUGUAUUCGAUGCUGUUCACGUGGUGUGCAAAGUUCCAGUAAACCGGCUGUUCCUGUUAGUCCUCAUAAUGACCGACUUUUUGGCGUUACAGUUUUUCUAUCUUGUCCAAGAUUAUGGAAGCUGGUUGGAGAUUGGGACGAGUAUCAGUCAUUUUGUCAUCAUGCUAUCAUUCAUUAUAUAUCUUUUCUUUAUAUUUGGUAUAGCAAGAUAUUUUACCAGAAAUACAUGGUGGAACUCGAUAAAAACACACAUCCAAUGAAUGUAAACAUGUUAUGUUACUAGAAAUACUUGGCGAAACUCGGUAAAAUUACAUGUUUUAAUGAAGAAGUAAUAAUUGUAAGAAUCUAGGAAUCUUUAAGAACUUUAACUCUUCUUCGGUGUAGCAAGUUUAGCGUACUUUUAAAUACAAGUAAUAAUGAUCUUUAUUUUAACUGUUCGAUCCUUUCAACUACAAAUGCUGGUGUUAACACUCGAUUAACAGGUCAUUAAGAGACCGGUCAUUAUUUAUGACGGGAGGGGGGGGGGGGACACCGAAGAGAAAUGAAUGGUCUUCUUGGUAAAAAUUUUGCUGAUCCAACCAUUAAAAAGUCAAACUUUUUUACCACCCCUGGCAAAAACUUUACAAAAGGAUACCAUUCACUUGUCACACAUGUUUGAUUGUACAAUUUUCUGCAGUCUAAAGUUCAUGUUGCCUGCACAUAUACUUUCUUUGGAGACACCAUUUGCCUCCUGAUCAAGAUAGUGACUCUGAUUGAUUGAUUUACAUAUUGUAUUGACAUAUAUGACUAUUGACAUUGCUUUUAGUUUUCAGUAUUUGAUUGAGUGAGACUAAAUUUUGAAUGACAAUAAAUUUUUAUUAGCCAACCCUUGAGUUAUUUUGUUUUUCAUUUACCCAACCUUUUACUCACUCAAAAUUUUGUUUACCCAACCCUUUUCUCUUCGGUGCAUGCGCCAUAAAUAAUGACCGGUCCCUAAUGUUAGAAAUAACUAAGACUUAGAAAUAUUUAAAAGUAUUUAUAGUAUUUUCAUCAUAUUAUAGAUAAAGUAUUGUAUUUAUUUUACAAAAUCAAGCGACCUCUGUAAAGUUGAGCUAGUAAAAUUAAUAAAAUUUCCUUUCAAGAGAAUCUAAA
Paramuricea clavata is the source of this 3140-nucleotide messenger RNA. NCBI's taxonomy places the organism in Eukaryota, Metazoa, Cnidaria, Anthozoa, Malacalcyonacea, Plexauridae. The record is from the annotation of a GenBank genome assembly.